CUCAAAUCGUGACGUGGACUUUCUUGAUGGUCGGCAGGGCGUCUCGACGAAAAGCGACCACAUUUCCACACUCCGCAAGAUGUCGUUACUCGUAAACACAUUCUAAAACAAGAUGAUUUGUAUUUUAUUUCGUGACAGUGAACUGUCACUUUGUCGAUUGUCAUAAGAAAAAAAAAACGCCGGCUGUGCUCGCACUUCUCUGGGAAAAAAUCAUUUCCGUCUACAUGUAUGUAUUUUACGCUGAUGACGAGGGUUUAUCGCGUUAUUCGCGGGUGUUGAUUUUACAUGGAUGUAGUAUGUGGGCUCAUGGCUAUUUUUAAACGUAAAUGUAAACGUGAAACUAUAUCUAAAUAUAUUAUCUAACUUCAUGCUUACACGUACGUUGUCAUCGGAAGUUAGGUAUCAGUGGAGCAGUGUUAUUAAGGGUACAGUUCUGCGUCAAUAUAGCAUGACAAGACAAGAAAAGCUUCAUCUUGUCGUCACAGGUGAUGAUUUUGGUUAUUGUCCUGAAAGAAACCGAGGGAUCAUUGAAUGCUUCAAGCGUGGUGUUAUCACUGGUUCUUCACUUCUUGUUAAUGCUGUCGGCUUCAAAGAUGCAGUAAAAUUAGCAAAAGAAUGCAGACUUCCACUUGGAUUACAUUUAAACUUGACAGAAGGUGUUCCCAUAAGUGGAAGGUCAUCUCUUCUCGACAAGGAUGGAUUUUUCCUGGACAAAUGUGUAAUCCAGGAUGCACUCAGAGAACAUAAGAUCAAUUUUGAUGAGGUUAGAAACGAAAUGAGAGCGCAGAUAGCUUUAUUUAGACAAACUCUUGGGUAUACCCCUGUAUAUGUGGAUGGACACCAACAUGUACAUGUGUUUCCAGGUAUCAGUCAAGUAUUCGCUGAAGUUCUAAAAGAACACAACAUUACAUUAACUAGAUUUCCCAUUCAGUAUAAUUUGGAAAAAUGCUCAUGGGUGCUUGAAGAACACAAGAAAUUCAAUAAAGUCGUGCAACUGUACGCACAAAAUGCAAAAUCUAUCUUUCAGGCUCACUGUAUCAGAUAUCCACUUGGCUACAUUGGUCUGAGCACCAUGGGGGAGAAGAUGACUGUAGAUAGGAUAGAAUCAGCAUUGUCGUCGUCACUGUACAACCUUAAAAAGUCCAAAGAAUCGUUCUUGACCUUUGAACUCAUGACUCAUCCCGGGUACCCAAGUAUGAACGGUUACGGUGGUUGCGGACAUGGCCCUGAUAAAUUCUCCUGUUCACAAGACCGUGUACAUGAAAUAAGCAUUUUACAAGACGAGAGAUUGAAAAUGGUUUACAAGAAAUACAACGUUGAGCUGUGUUCUUACAAAGAGAUGUUCCAAAAAUAGUAUUUAAGAGAAAAUCAUGAUGUUACCACCGAGGGCGCUGUGAAUAAUUCAGUACUCAUAUCAACAAUUUACUAUUAUUCCUAUCACAAACGGGUGCAUGUUGCCAAACAUUCACCAAGUUGAGUCUGUUGUUGUACAUUCUGCUAAUCAGUUAAUCCAUUUAUGUUGAAGAAAUAUGCAGCCUUACUGUGACAGUUGCCUUGGUGGAAAUGCUAUGUUCACCAAUAAUUGUCAUGUGACAUGGCACAUACAUUGAUUUCUUUGUCGUAUAAACACCACCUGUUUUUUAUACCUGUGAGAUUUUCCUUGACACAUCGGACUUUCAGUGUUCAGUCGUCAUGUAAUGUUGUGUUUGAUGUAGGACCAAUGCAACUCUAAACUGUCUACUUUUAAAUUUAAAACUCAAUUUUAAAUUUGCAAUAACUCUUAAAGUUAGAAAUCAAAAAUUACUAAUUAUUUGGCCAUAUGGUAAUUAAUAUGUAAAAUUAUUCACCUAUCUUGUGAUGGUUGCACACAAUUUUCCAGACAGACACAAAAUUAUUAAAGUAAAGUGUAAAUAAGCCCAAUAUAUGGGUGAAAAUUACGCACAUGGCUAAUUUUGAUUUCAUCUUUUCAAUUUGAAUGAUGCAAAUGAGAAUAUAGAGCCAGUUUUUAGAUUAAUAUUAUUAUAAUAAUUCUGAAGUUGUAUAUCCAU
Messenger RNA from Saccoglossus kowalevskii, 2048 nucleotides. RefSeq names its product carbohydrate deacetylase-like. Gene Ontology annotation, molecular function: deacetylase activity. Lineage: Eukaryota; Metazoa; Hemichordata; Enteropneusta; Harrimaniidae. The record is from RefSeq and is a predicted model, not a curated record. Gene Ontology annotation, biological process: carbohydrate metabolic process.